GCCCGGCCGGCGCUGCGGGGAGGCGGCUGCCUGAGCGGGGCCGCCCCCGCGCCUCUCCCGCCCUCCCUCCCUCCCGCCCCGCGCCGCCUGGACCACUGGGAAAGAUGGAUGGGCACGUCCUGGGAUGGAUCGUCCUGCUGUGGCUCGCAGCUGAGGUGGAAGGGUUGCAGGUCACUGUGCCUGAGAAGAAGAAGGUGGCCAUGCUGUUUCAGCCUGCUCUGCUUCGCUGCCAUUUCUCUACUUCCUCCACCCAACCAGCUGUGGUGCAGUGGAGGUACAAAUCUUACUGCCAGGACCGGAUGGGAGAAGCUUUGGGAAUGGUGACCUCUGGGUUACAAACAAUGAGCAAGAGGAACCUGGACUGGGAUCCCUACCUGGACUGUGUGGACAGCAGAAGGACAGUCCGUGUCGUGGCCUCCAAACAGGGAUCUGCCAUCACUAUAGGGGACUUCUAUAAGGAAAGAGAUGUCAGCAUUGUCCACGAUGCAGACCUGCAGAUUGGGAAGUUGAUGUGGGGAGACAGUGGGCUCUACUACUGCCUUAUUAUCACACCAGAUGACGUGGAGGGCAAGAAUGAAGAAUCAGUGGAGCUGCUUGUGCUGGGCAGGACAGGGCUGCUUGCUGAUCUCUUGCCCAGUUUUGCUGUGGAGAUUAUGCCAGAGUGGGUCUUUGUGGGCCUGGUGAUCCUGGGGGCGUUCCUGUUCUUCCUCCUGGUGGGGAUCUGCUGGUGCCAGUGCUGCCCACACAGCUGCUGCUGUUACGUCCGCUGCCCCUGCUGUCCUGAGUCCUGCUGCUGUCCCCGGGCACUGUAUGUAGCAGGCAAAGCAGCAAAAGCUGGGUACCCUCCUCCAGUCUCUGCCAUGCCAGGUCCAUACUACAUCCCCAGUGUUCCUGUAGCUGGUGUCCCAUCGCCUGCUGUGCUGAUGGAUAAGUCGCACCCCCCUCCCUUAGCCCCAAGUGACGCCAGUGGAGGAAGCCAGAAUGCAGUGCGCAAAGGGUACAGGAUCCAGACUGACAAGGACAGGGACUCCAUGAAGGUGCUGUACUAUGUCGAGAAAGAACUGGCUCAGUUUGACCCAGCCAGGAGGAUGCGAGAACGAUAUAACAACACCGUGUCUGAGCUCAGCUCGUUGCACGAGGAGGACCUGAACUUCCGCCAGCCCUACCGGCAGUCGCGGAGGAAACCCCUGCCUCCCGCGGGGGACAUGGACGGGGACGCGGAAUACUGGGCGGGAGUCAUCGGCGGGGGCAGCACGUCCAGGUCUCAGGCUGUCUCUGAUUACAGAGAUGAGAGGGACAGUUACUGGCACAGCCAGCAGAGAUCCAAGUCCGAGAUGCUGUCCCGUAAGAGCUUCUCCGUGGGAGUGCCGGCUGUCUCCAUGGACGAGCUGGCAGCCUUUGCAGAGUCCUACAGCCAGCGGCCCCGGCGGGCAGACAGCCAGGAGACGCGGCGCUUCGAGCGGUCGGAGUCGCACGGCGGCCGCAGCGGGGGGCUGCCCCACCAGGACAGCUCCAUGGAGGAGUACUACUCCAAGCGCAGCAGAGGGAAUAGGGAGCCGCUGACGGACUCGGAUCGGGGCUGGUCGUACACCCCACCCCGGAGACGGGCCCACGAGGAGAAGCACCUUCCCAGGCUGGUGAGCCGGACGCCCGGAGGGAGCCAGAAAUACGACCACUCCUACCUCAGCAGCGUCUUGGAGAGGAAAUCCCGGAGCUACGAUGAGAGCGGUGACCAUUGUGCCACCCCCUCGAAGCUGAGCUCGCAGCCCAGCCAGAGAGGAGGGGGAACAUACUAUGCCUGGUCACCACCCUCCACCUACAAAGCCGAGAAGUCGCAGCAGCAGCCGCAGCAGCCGCCGUCGUCCCAAGAGGAGGAUGAGGAGGAGGACAGCCUGCCCCCCUACAGCGAGAGGGAGCUGAGCCGGGGCCCCUCGUACAGGGCCAGGGAACAGGCCUACCUCAAUGCCUCUGACAAGAAGAGGAAAAAGGACCCCAAGAAAACAAAUGAUUUCCCAACGAGGAUGUCCCUUGUGGUUUGAAGUUGUGGACAUCUCAUGUUGAUGGGCUGGAUAUCACGAGGUGACUGCAGUGGAGAAGAUACAGAGCAACAAGCAAGACUCUGUGACCCUUUGCAGCCAUCACCUGUGGACUGUUUCAAUUGUUUGUUUCAUCAGGGGAGCAGAGCCUUUUGUAUGAGACAGACGCCCAUGAACAGCACUCGGUCUCAGAGGCUCUGGGAAUCUGCCAAGAAAAUGAGGCCAGGGCUCUCUUUGGCACCCUGUUUCCCAGUGCCCUCCAUUCUGCACUGGAAGGCAGUCACAUCCCUACUGUCCCUGCAACCCUGAACUACAAGUGGGGAUGGCUUUGUGCCUCCUGCCCUGUCUCACAUGCAAAGGGAGGCCUGUGCAUACCUCUUGCUGUCUGCCUCCUCAGUUCUCUGGAUCAAAAUUGUCAUCCAUACUUAGAGCCAUCUGUGUCAUCCCCAUGAUGGGAGGAGGCCUUGUUCUUACAGCUGCAGACUGCCUCCAGCUGAUGGGGCCCUAAAUGGGAAAGAAAACUCACAUCCUCUAAGAAAAGGACUGAUGAGGUGUUAACUUUGAUAAGGGCUGAAUGGAGAAAGACAAUUAUGAGCUGGUUUGUUCAAUAUUUAGUUCUGUUCAUUGUUUGAUGAGAGUUUCAGGUGAGAUUGAUGUAUUGUUUUGAAAGUGGGUCAAAGUAGCUUUUAUUGUGAUGAGAGCAUGAUGUGUUUCCCCCCUGUCCACAACUGUGUUUUGUUUUGAUGCAGCUGCAUUUCCUUGCAGCUGAGCUAUGACCCUGUAGAGCUUCAAGCUAGAGUACCUACUCCACUGUACCAUAAGCAGUGCUCUAGCCUUGCUGGUGUUCUGCUUCCAGCACCACCAGGCAUCCCUGCAGAGUGAGUGGCCUUUUUGUUUUAAAGAAGCAAAAAGGGGACAGUCUCAGUGAGAAGGCAGCUGCAGACCUUCAGUCCGUGCUACUGGUAUCUCUCCAUUCUGGGAAUUGUUUCCAGACACUGAAGAGAGCAGUAACAGCAGUGGAAAAAGAAUUAAGCUCUGUGGAUGGACACAAGCUUUGAAAGUCACCCUUUUCACUUAAAACCAUUUCAGUCACCUUGACUGGGAUGGGGUUUUAGUGGCUGUUGUCUCAGGAACAGCUGAAUUUAGAAGUGAGUGCUUCACACCAUUUGGAAGCCUGACAUUCUUUUUUUCAUAGGGUAUUAUGCAGUCAUUUAGCUGUCAAAAUCAUCAUGUGAAGGAAGAUGAUGGGAUUAUUUCAAGGGCCAGUAUCUUGCCCCUUAUUAUGCCUAGAAACAACUUAGUGCCCUGUUGUGUUAUGGACAUUGUCAGCCUCUGAAAUUACAUCUUUGUUGUUACUCUGGGAAUUUGGGAACCUGUCUGGCCUCAGGUGCUGAUACUGGUAGUACUGUUUUGAACACAAGGUGUAUUAAAUCACUGCAGUUCUCCAUAAAAAAUGAUAGAUUAAUUUCUGUAUUACUCCUUUGCCAGGUCAGUUCACCCACCAGGAAUGGUCAGGGGAGAGAAAGAAUAAUCUCCAUAGGUCUGAUGACAGCGCAGUUUUCAUGUGAGAAGGUGAAUUGGUGAAAGGAUGGCUUUCUUCCUUAUUCCCAUAUUCCUCUGUAGUUUUGGAAAUCAUAGUCCUGCGUCUUCCUGGCAGAGAAGCAUUAGCCUGCAGGGACAUAAAAUCAUGGAACCACAGAACUGUUUGUGCAGGAAGUAGUUGUUAAAGAACAUCUAGUUCCAACCCUCUGCCAUGGGUAGGGACAUCUUCCACUGUAUCAGGUUGCUCAAAGCCCUGUCCAGCUGGACCUUGAACACUUCCAGUGAUGGUACAUCUGCAGCUUCUCUGGGCAGCCUGUUCCAGUGCCUCACCACCCUAAUAGUAAAGAAUUUCUCUCUUGUAUCUCCUAAAUUACCGUCUUUUAGUUGCAAGUCAGUGCCCCUCUCCAUUGAGGGUAAAAAGUCAAGAUGGAUGACAUCAGAUUCACUUUCCUUAUUCCCCAGUGCAGUCUGGGGAAUAAGGAAAUCACAGAAGACCUCCAAGGGAGCAGGCAUGAUUUGCCCUUGGUGGAGUCAUGCUGGCUGUCUCUCAUCACUUCCCUGCCAUCGUACGCCUUGACAUAGCUUCCAGGAGGAUCUCUUCCAUGAUCCUAGAGGUGAGGCUGAGUGAUCCUAGGGUUCUCUUUUUUUUACCCCUCUUAAAAAUGAGUGUGAUGUUUCCCUUUUACCAGCCACGGGGAACCUGACUGCCAUGACUUUUCAAAUAGGGAGAGCAGCUUAGCAACUGCGUUUGCCAGCUACGUGCUUGUAUUGUGGUUGGAGAGUCUAAAUGCUGAGUAUUUUCAUCUCUUCUCAUCACUGAUGUGUGUUCCUAGGAAAAUCCCAGUACAGUUAACAAGACGUAGGGAGGUGGCUGCCAUCUGAGACCCCUGGGGCCUUGAGGAGUCUACGGAGCCACACUACAUGCUGUUUUAAAUUAACAGUUCAUCCCUGACAUAUGAUGGUACUGGCAUGUUGAUGUUUUGUUAGUCUGAAAACCUUGGGAACCCCUAUGCCAUGAAUUUCAAGGGAGCUCAGCCUUCUAUCCUUUCCAUGAGACAUCCAGAAGACUCAGUUUACAUAGAGAUUUGAAAGUGCAUCUGCAACAAUGACCAUGUCAGAAAGGGGCCAAAAAACUGAUUUUACAGUCUCUGAAUACCUCUAUCUUUUAAUCACACUGAAAGCCUGAGCAUCACAAUCUCCUUUUCAUAUCGGUUCUGUCCCUUAUCUCAGUCACUGCAGUUUAUUUGAUCAAGCCCUCAGCAAUGAGUUGUGUGUAUUAAAAAUACAAGCCUUCCCCUCAUUUAUUUGAGUUGGUUUUGUUUGCUCAGUGCUGGUACUUUAGGGCUUCUGUACACUGUGUGUAAGAAGUUGCCAUUUGUGUAUCUAGCUUAUAAAUAAGUAGUUACAAACUAAUUCUCUUAGGAGAACUCUUAAUUAUAUAAACAACUGUUUGUAAGAACUCCUCCACAUCUCUUGAAUCCAAGUAGCUGGAAAAGUAUUGAAGAUUUUAUAACUAGUGAUUCCAGAAGUUUUACCAGAUGAUAAGAAUUUCAGCCUUAAAAAAAAAAAAAAAAGAGCAGGUCUUAAUUCCCUGAAGUCAGAUCUGGGCAGCACCUUGCUCUAAAAUUUCAGAUUUCAUAUCUCCCCGUACAGAUCUGAAGGCAUUUUCAUGGUUUCCAUUUACUGAUAGUAUCUGUGCUCAGGCCAUCUUUUAUUUUUCCAAUUAGAAAUGUGUCUGCAGCAGCAGCAGGAGCAAAUGGACCAAAUCAAGAAGUGAGGGGUGACGUAGAGUAUUUGUACAGCUACACAACCCUAAUGACCCGUGACUCCUGAACGGGGGAGCAGGGGGCCAGAGGCUGCUGGAGAGCCCGAGAGGAGCCUCAUGUUUCAGGAGAGAAGCAAUGGUUUGUGUCUGCACCAUCCUUCAGAACACCUGCAGAAUGCUGGCACUGGAAAAGAACGAGCCUGGUUAUUAUGUGGUCUCAAAUUAUUAUAAGUUUUCCAGUUAUCGGUUUUUAUUGCUGGCAUAAAAUUAAAAUCCUUUUCGUACCAGAUAUGGAUGUCUGGGUCAUGUCAAGGACACAGAUAGUUUUGUGAUCUUGAAGUCACAACAACACAACAGUGGCUUGCUAAGAAGACAACUGAGGUGAUUAACGAAUCCUUUAAAAAUAAAAGAGCCCUUAGAGCAACAGCAGGAUCAAGCAUCAGUGGUAGAUUUGGCUGUGCUGUCAAGAAAAGUGAUCUUGGCUAGUGAAAAAAAAGUUUUGACAUAAUGGAAUGGGAAAAUAAAUACCAGUGGUAAUGA
Messenger RNA from Pseudopipra pipra, 5883 nucleotides. It is a transcript of the gene ILDR2, whose product is annotated as immunoglobulin like domain containing receptor 2. The coding region runs from base 105 to 2039 and encodes 644 amino acids. The transcript is spliced from 10 exons. The record is from RefSeq and is a predicted model, not a curated record. Lineage: Eukaryota; Metazoa; Chordata; Aves; Passeriformes; Pipridae. Gene Ontology annotation, cellular component: membrane. Gene Ontology annotation, biological process: pancreas development.